Chaetomium globosum CBS 148.51 is the source of this 495-nucleotide messenger RNA. RefSeq lists its product as uncharacterized. The transcript has 3 exons. The coding region runs from base 1 to 495 and encodes 164 amino acids. The record is from RefSeq and is a predicted model, not a curated record. NCBI's taxonomy places the organism in Eukaryota, Fungi, Ascomycota, Sordariomycetes, Sordariales, Chaetomiaceae.
AUGGCCAACUUCCCUAAGCUCAUCCCCGCCUUCACGGUCCAAGUCGCCAUCGCCCCCCCAUCCACGCUCUCCUCAGCCCUCGUCUUCGUGCCCUUCGUCUCCACCGGCGGCAGCAUCGUCUCCGAACCCAACUACCCAGUGCAGAUCCGCGCGGCGAUCGAGCACGGCGGCGACUUCAUCCGGGUGAGCGCCGACGGCACCCAGGCGCGGCUGGACGUGCAGGGGCUGGCGCGCGACGCGGCGACGGGCGCGGUGCUGCGGUUGAAGUACACCGGCAAGGUGGACUUGACGGGGGAGGUCGGGGCGGUGUUGAGGGGCGAGGGGGACGCGGGGACGACGGGGUUUGGGGAUGCUUUCAACGUUGUCGAGUUUGAAACUGGUGGCGGGGAGUUCGCCGUACUGGAGAACAAGGUGUAUGUCGGGUCGGGACGGUUUAUCCUUGAGCCUGGGAAGCCGACCAUUGUCGAGUAUCUGGUCAGUGAGCUUGCUGCCUAA